AUGAUAAAUUUGAAGGAAGCAUACAAAUGUUUGGCAUCACUUCCGGAUGCUGUUUACUGUCGAAAUGCAACUCGAAAGUCGGCAGUUCGAUGGGUUAAUGUUCAACAGUUUGUUAAUCAACUCCCGCUGGGCACAGUUGUCAUUGAUAUCGGUUGUGGUGAAGCGAAAUACCACAGAAACGAUUGUUUCUUUAUGGAUUGCGAUACAUGUUUAGAAAUGCUUGUGCAGUUGCAAUUACCGCCAAUGGUUGACUUGCAGUUAGCAGAUGCUCUAAAUUUACCGUAUAGGUCGAAUAGUAUUGAUGCUGCCUUAUUAGUAUCGGUUUUACACCAUUUUACAACGCUCGAUCGGAGGAAACGGGCGUUAACUGAAGUUGCACGAUGCUUACGACCCCGUGGUCAAGUAUUGAUAUAUGUUUGGGCAUUCGAACAACCAAAUGGGAAAUUCCCGUCACAAGACGUACUGGUGCCUUGCCAAUUGCAUCAUUGCGAUAGUAUUUCUCUCAGUGGUCACGAUAAGCCGGUCAAAUUCCAUAUGAAUUCAACUAGAGAAGAGCGUCUAAUAAGGGAUUCUAUAGCCGUGAAGUCUUUGGCAAAGAAUGCAACACAGCCUUCGCAUCUAUCGUUAUUUCAUCACAUUUAUAAAAUAUUCACAACCUCCUACAUACUAUCGCGACAUCUUCCGUCAAUUCUUCUCAACGAAUUCACAACAAAACGCAAUUUUAACACACUGAUAACAGGCAAUCUGCGAAGCCUUAUGAGAUAUUAUGAAAUUGAACGAUUUUCAAUGGGAUUUGUGAAACGCAUCAUUGAAAUGGCUUUAGCGGAAGUGUUAUGCAUUAAACAACGUUAUAAUUCAUAUCGAUUUUAUCAUGUUUUUAAGGAAGAUGAACUGAAAGCUCUGAUAACAAUGACACCAUCAUUGCGGCUAGUACAUUUAGCUUACGAACAUGCAAACUGGUGGGCAAUUGCCGAAAAAGCUGAUUCCUUCUCGUAA
Molecule: messenger RNA, 996 nt
Organism: Brugia malayi
Lineage: Eukaryota; Metazoa; Nematoda; Chromadorea; Rhabditida; Onchocercidae
Exons: 8
Coding region: 1-996 (331 amino acids)
Biological process (GO): tRNA wobble uridine modification
Cellular component (GO): nucleus; cytoplasm
Molecular function (GO): S-adenosylmethionine-dependent methyltransferase activity; tRNA binding
Source: RefSeq, a predicted model, not a curated record